Messenger RNA from Radiomyces spectabilis, 771 nucleotides. Its product is annotated as translocation protein Sec62-domain-containing protein. The coding region runs from base 1 to 771 and encodes 256 amino acids. Gene Ontology annotation, biological process: post-translational protein targeting to membrane, translocation. The transcript has 2 exons. The record is from RefSeq and is a predicted model, not a curated record. NCBI's taxonomy places the organism in Eukaryota, Fungi, Mucoromycota, Mucoromycetes, Mucorales, Radiomycetaceae. Gene Ontology annotation, cellular component: endoplasmic reticulum; endoplasmic reticulum membrane.
AUGAGCCACGUCCACGGACCAGGUUGUGAUCACGGCGAUGUAGCCACUAUUCAUGUCUCCGAUGCCAACAAAGCACCUGCAUUCCUGAAGACGACAGCAAACUAUCUCAGAGAUGCCAAAGCGUCAGGCGUCAAAGCACGACAGGGCGUUUUUAAUGGCAAACGAGUAGAGUACUUCAAAGGCAAAAGCGCUUUGAAUGCUUUAUUAAAAGAAGAAUAUGCCAAAAUCACGCCUAAAAACCAAGAAGCCGUAACUACACGUGAAGCCGCCGCCAACACAUUGCACGAUUUGGGAAAACACGGAUUCAUCUUGUGCGUACAGCGUGGUGAUGGCAUCAGCGGCAAAGGAUCGCCGCGUGUUUUGCAGCCAAAGGAGGUGCAGGAAGUCAGGGAAGAUGGUUAUUAUAUGUGGAUCUGGGAAGGUUCUCAAUGGAAGAUAUAUGUUGGUGCCGUCGCUCUUGUGGCCACGAUUCUGGCCGGUGUCUUGUUCCCCUUGUGGCCUGCACCGCUGCGACUUGGUGUGUGGUACUUGAGUGUCGGUAUCCUGGGCUUAUUGGGCGUAUUCUUUGGUAUUGCGAUCGUACGACUGAUCUUGUACAUCAUUUCCUUGGUCGUCUUACCGCGCGGUUUCUGGUUGUUCCCGAAUUUGUUCGAAGACGUCGGUGUUGUAGAAAGCUUUAUUCCGCUUUACGGCUGGGACGAAAAGAAAUCCGAUAAAUCUUCGCCCUCAUCGGCCGCCGCUCAUAGCACAACCGACGAAAAGGAGAGCUAA